This is a messenger RNA of Acipenser ruthenus (sterlet), 5226 nucleotides long. Its product is annotated as adenosine receptor A2b-like. Bases 481 to 1524 code for a protein of 347 amino acids. Gene Ontology annotation, molecular function: G protein-coupled adenosine receptor activity. The record is from RefSeq and is a predicted model, not a curated record. Gene Ontology annotation, biological process: G protein-coupled adenosine receptor signaling pathway; vasodilation; adenylate cyclase-activating G protein-coupled receptor signaling pathway. Lineage: Eukaryota; Metazoa; Chordata; Actinopteri; Acipenseriformes; Acipenseridae. Gene Ontology annotation, cellular component: membrane. The transcript has 3 exons.
GAGAGAGAGAGAGAGAGAGUGUUGUGGUUUUAAAUUAUAAUACUGUAUGUAAAUCAUCUGCUUCUUUGUGUGGUAAUCAGAAAAAAUACGGUACUAAAAACAGAAGAGGCGGGGUUAUGUCGUUUUACGGAAUAUUUGACGCCUUGCUUUAAACCAAGUGCAGACGUGAUAAAUAGUGAGACAACUUCUGGCACACAGCAGGAUCAUCGGCUAGACAAGACUCCGUGGUGUAUGCAGAUUCAGAUCAACAGUUGGAUCUCUAGGAUAAAAGUGAGUAUAUACACAUCUGCCUCAAAAUUUCAACAAGAUGACGCUUGGGCAUUGCUGGUCCUUCAAGCACAGCAGAAUGUUCCCUGUGGAUAGAAUGAGAACCUUCGGGAUUUCAGGAUACGAAGUCUAGCAACACAACAUCAGAAGAUACAGCAUGGGUUUUAUUUUCCACCCGACGGGAUCCAAUUUUUAAGAAGAUUCAUAUCUGGCAUGCACCACUUUGAAAUGAAUGCGGCUUACAUAACUAUUGAGUUAAUUAUUGCCGUUCUUGCCAUCAUUGGCAAUGUCUUGGUGUGCUGGGCUGUGGCCAUCAACACUACACUGAAAAACGCAACUAACUACUUUUUAGUAUCACUGGCAGUGGCAGAUAUUCUGGUUGGGUUUCUUGCCAUCCCCUUUGCCAUAACAAUUAGCAUUGGGUUCAAUACUGACUUCCACGGCUGUCUGUUUUUAGCCUGUUUUGUGCUGGUUCUGACCCAAAGUUCAAUCUUUAGCCUGUUGGCUGUUGCUGUUGACAGGUACCUGGCCGUCAAAAUCCCACUCAGGUACAAGGAGCUGGUAACCGGGAAGCGGGCCAGGGAAAUCAUCGCCGUCUUGUGGAUUCUUUCCUUCGUGAUUGGCCUGAUCCCGUUCCUGGGCUGGAAUAAGAAAGACGAGGCGUGCUACUCCAACACCACAAACCAGACCCACAGAAACGAGUCGUCCCACAGCAACGUCAGCUGCCAUGUCCCGUGCCUCUUCGAGAAGGUGGUAGACAUGAGCUACAUGGUCUACUUUAACUUCUUGGGCUGCGUCUUGCUGCCUCUGCUCAUAAUGCUGGGGAUCUACAUCAAGAUCUUCAUGGUGGCCCGCAAGCAGCUGAGGCAGAUCGAGCUCAAUUGCAUCAAUGGGGACCACUCGCGCAGACGGCUCCAAAAAGAAAUCAACGCUGCCAAGUCCUUAUCCAUCAUUGUGGGCCUGUUUGCCCUCUGCUGGCUUCCUGUCCACAUUUUAAACUGCCUCACCCUGUUUUAUAAAGACUUUGUCAAUACGAAGCCGGAAUUGGUGAUGUACGUGGCCAUCAUCUUCUCCCACGCCAACUCUGUGGUGAACCCCAUCAUAUACGCCUACAGGAUCCGUGAUUUCCGCAACACCUUCCGCAAGAUCAUUUACAAGCACAUUCUCUGCCAAAAGGACAAAGUGUACAAGAGCACCAAUGGCAGUACAUACAACAGAGACGGGAUUGAGAGAAACACGACGGUUCUGUUACUGUAGUAAACCGUGACAACUAAAAACUCGUAACAUCGUUCCGUGUGUUGUCGCUAAAUGUUUACAGGAGAAAAGGCAGACAUCAGGUGUCGUUUUGAAAUAAUGUGACGAGCUCAAUGCCUUUUACUGAUGGGUUUUAGUUUGUUUUUUCUGAAGUCUGAAAAACACAGCACAGACCCGUGGAGACGAGGAAGACUUUUUUUUUCUUUUUCUCUCAUGACAACUGCAUGUAGUCUCCUUUACAUAAUCUACCCCCAGAUUCAGAGAGUCAGUGGUAUGGAAGCUGGUGGUUUGCCCAGUCUAAUUCGUUCAAUGUUCAUUCUGCCAACCCAACACUAUCAAAUUGUGUUGGGUUAAUUAAAGGCAUCUGUUUUUACUCUGAGCUUUAAACGUUUCAACACCCAUUAUUUCCAAUGGGACCUAAUGGUUCAAUUCGAAUGGAAACCCUGGCUGCCUUCCCCUAUUCUUCAGUGUCUAAUGACAGAUAUAUUCAGUGUGGCUGCUGAUCUGUGGCUAGUUAAAGCUGCAGUAUCCCAUAACCAUGUUCAAUUGUAUACCAAAAUAUGAUUCCAUUGUGUCGGUUUACUACAUUCUUCUGGGCACUAUUCUUCAUCAGAGAGCACUUCCUCCCUCUUUGGAGCCCAAACUAAACAAUACAGACACAGUCCCGGCAUCACUUGCAGCAGCACUAAGAUAUGGAUAUCAUCUACCAGCUCUUCUGUUGCUCAGGAAAGCAAAAUAAAAAUCUAAACAAAAAGCAAAAAUGGUAUCACGUUUUUUUGUUUUUCCUCCCAAAUGUUUUACAUGAAGUGCCUACAAAACUAGUAAGGUACUGUCCAUUAAAAAAAAAAAUAAUAAGAAAUUGUAAUAUUGUGUUAAAAACAAUUGGGGAUUGAAUAUUUUAAAACUUGUAUUAUUUACUUUAGUACUUUAGAGUCCAGAUGAUGAUAUCCUUUAUCUUCUUAUAAGAAUGUAAGACAGUAAGACUUCUUGGAAUGAUUCAGGGUAAGAUUUGAUGGAAUCACUGCAGUAGUGCCAUUUAAAUUCCAAACGCAUCAUUAUCUUAAGUCGUGGACUUAGAAAACCUUUGGGAUAGACCCUUGACACUGCCGUAUUACUGCAAGUCCUUCCAGUAAAAAACCUAAAACAUAAAUAAAUACCUAAAAACAUAAACUGUACAGCUUCCAGAAUUGAGUGACUAAGCAGUUGCUGUAAACUUAGAUGCUGCAGCUGAAAAUUCCAGUUAUAGAAAAAGUAAAACAGCAUCACAACCUGUUAAAAUGCGUGAAAGAUCAACUGUUUUAUAGGUUAACAUUUAAUUUCAGGUUAUGUACUAAAUUCAAGCCUUUCUCAUAUUGCAAUGGUGGAAUGAUCUCCUGUGUAGCCAAUAAGACAAUAACCACGGCUGCCUUGUGGUCACAAAAAUGAGUUCUCCUGCCAAGAUCUGCAGUCCUUCAGCUUUCAUUACAUCUGACCAGAAUACUUAAUUAUAACCCCAUUAUUCAACGCCCUAAAGCCAGUAAUUCAGCGAGAUAUGCAAGAGUAUACAAGAAGUUUUUUUGGUUUUUUUUAAUGAUUUACCAUUGUACCACUUAACAGUUGUACCACUAAGAUUCAUAUACUUUGUUUCGAAUAAAUGCGAUUUAUAUUUCAAUAUAUUUCUCUUACUCUACGCUAGUGUAGCAGUACAGACACGUCAAUCCAAUCUGUGCAAGACACAUGCUUUUCAGUAGAUGGGAAAGUGCUCUAUUUUCCACACUCCUGUUUGAAACACACCCCUCUGCUGUCCAAUACAGUCUGGUAGCUUUGUGUAGAAAACAGACCUGAUCUGUGAAUUGAAAUGUCAUUUCUGAUAUAAAUAUAACCAGAACAAAAAGGGAUUUACAAAUGAACCUGUGUCGACAGUAUAAAUGGAGGUGUUGGGCUUAUUUUGUCGUCUUUGAGAAAUGCUUCACAACUUUAUAAAACGGUAUCUAUUUAAGAACCAACUGUCAGGAAACCAGAAAGCCAGAACUUCGUCCUGUAUUAAUUGAACUAGUCGAAACCAAUACACGUGUCAUACAUAAUACAUAAAUAUUGUGAAAAGACACCAGUGAGGACGCACAGCUACUGCAAACUUAAUCACUUUCAACAUUACAAUAAACAUUAAAUAACAUUAUUACUAUUCCCUGUAGCUGUAUGUAAAUACAGGCCAGAACAUUAUAUCAUAAAAAAUAAAUUACACUUUGUGAGAUUGGUGAAUAUCGUGCUAGACAGAAAUUUUUCCUGUGCAAAUGACAGUUUGAGUUUUCACCCGCUUCAGUCUUAGAUCUCAGGGAGCUGUUGAAGACAAUACAAUAUUGUCAAUAGCUAUAGGCUUGUGUUUUAGACAGUGCAGUAUUAUGAGCUGCACAGCUGUGCCUGUCACUGCAUUGCAAGCUCAAGGCAAUAGCUGCUAAAUGUGUCAGCCCAGCUGUAUUUUGAGGGGUAUGUUUGGGUCUGGUUGCAGGCUCAGAACUGGCCCUGCCAGGCUUUACUGAUAUUGAAUUUUACCAGGAUACAUACAGUAGGCAGUCAUUCAAGGACAGCAAAAAGAAAAAAAACAAAGGCUACUUUUUCCACUUUUAAGUAUGAAAUUCAGUAGGUUUUCAAAAGGAUCUUUUGAUUCAAUUACAAAAAUCAGUAUAUUCUGAAAACUACAAUAUUGCACCAAAUAUAGUUUUGUUAAAAAAUGUAUUUAUACUAUAUAUGUAUAGCCAUGAUUACACAGCUGUAAAUGAUGUUACAUUGGUCCAAUCUAAGGAAAAAUAAAACAAAAUAUUGUGGCCCUCAAAUGGCAACAUUCGCCUAGGGAUGCAUAUCAGAGACAUUUCAUGACCACUGUCAGGCUUGUAACUACGAAUCACUUGGAGCUGUUAUUACCCGUUCUUCUCUGGAAAGCUGCAGCUUCCCUUUCGGAUACAUUGUCUUAUCUGUUUGCUUGCUGCUUGCUGGAGUGUAGUGGCUCUUAAGCCAAAGGGGGCUGAAAUCCUUUUUGUGCUAAUGAUUUCCCGGGCUUCAAGUUGUACAGUCUCUAUUCUGAACACUUCUUUACUCUAGUCUCUCUAGUUCAGGGAAGGAAAUGUAUAUCCAUUUUGUGCCUAUUGUUGUCUAUUGUUUCCCAAUAAUAAUAGUAAUACUAUUUGUGUUGCUAAUUAAUUGGUAUAAUUCUCAUUUAUAUGUGGUGACCGUUCACAACACAGGGCAGAGAUCUUACUUUACCUAGUUUGGUCAGUUACUGGUUGGUAUUAAAACAGAAGAGAAAAGGUUUUGGGGAAUGUGUUUAAGGCACAACAUACCACUAAUGGAAUAACAACUAUAACUAUAACAACUAGGAGUUUAUGUUGACUCAGAAAUGUCUUCAUCUAGACAAUGUGGGGAAGCUAUAAAAAGGGCCAACAAGGUGCCCGGAUAUAUUGUGAGAAGUGUUGAAUUUAAAUCAAGGGAAGUAAUGUUAAAACUUUACAAUGCAUUAGUAAGACCUCACCUAGAAUAUUGUGUUCAGUUCUGGUCACCUCGUUACAAAAAGGAUAUUGCUGCUUUAGAAAGAGUGCAAAGAAGAGCAACCAGAAUUAUCCCGGGUUUAAAAGGCAUGUCGUAUGCAGACAGGCUAAAAGAAUUGAAUCUAUUCAGUCUUGAACAAAGAAGACUACGCGGCGAUCUGAUUCAAACAUUAAAAAUCCUAAAAGG